AUGGGAUUGUGCCAAAGCGACGAGGAAAAAGUCGGCUCUUUGAAAAGCCGCGAGAUCGACAAACAGAUCAAACUUACUCAACAUGCUGAUGAAAGGACUGUCAAGCUUCUACUUCUUGGUUAGUAUGAGAAAUUAAAAUAAGCUGUUCUUCAAGAUCACUUGGAAAAGAAGGCUUACUUAACAAUUUCUGGACUUGAGAAUAAAAGCAGAAAGGUGUGAACAGCAGUACCUUUUCAAAACUCGAACUUUUCAUGGAAGAUUUUGACCUAAAAUUUUCAAAACGGAUUUUUUGCAGAGUAUUUGGAGGCGUGUGAAUUGAAAGUUUCCUAUGAAAUAAACCUAAUAAAAAAAAUUUUUUGGGAAAAAAAUGAAAAAAAGAGGCUGCAAACUUUUGAAUAAAUUCAACUCAAACAGCGUCUAGAUAUUAAAAAUGUGAGUUUAGAUGAACCCCUCAAGUUUAAAAAAAAGCACUUCAAACUCUUCAAAUAUUUUUUCUAGGAGCUGGAGAAUGUGGUAAAUCGACAGUUCUCAAACAAAUGCGGAUACUUCACAACAAGGGGUUCACCGACGAUGAGAUGAUACAGCAGAGAAAGGUUUGAAAACAUUACUCAUAAAGGAAUCCAUUUCAUUUUUUUCUUUCCAGAUAGUCUACAACAACACAAUCACAGCGAUGGCCGCACUUCUCAAGGCAAUGUCGACCUAUCGAAUCAAUUUCAUGAAUCACGAUCGUGAGGUAAGUUUUUUUCCCCUAAAAUGCCCAACCUGAUAAUAAUAAUUCCCAUUUCAGUCCGACGCUCGUGUCAUUUUGGACAUUCUGAAACAAGGUCGCGAAUCUGAGGCCUUCACUACAGAACUCACAGUCGCUCUGAAGGUGCUUCGGCAUGAAAGAUAUAACGAUAAAAAUCAGCCAAAAAAGUCCGAGUAGACCUUGAAAAAGUUUCAAAAAGGGCCUUUUUAUUAUGCUUUUUUGUUAAAAAGAGGUUUCACGGAGUUAAAAAGGUGCUAAAAAAGAAGAAUUAGAAAAGUUCCUACUUUGAAAUCAAGAAAAGUCUUUUUUCUCUUUGAAAUACGAAAAAAAAAAAUUGAGCACAGAAGUGGCUAAAUUCUGCAGUUUUUCGAGUGCUCCAUGAAGAAAAUUCAUCAUUGGUGGACAAGUUCGAGCAUCGAUUUCGAUUGACUUUUUUCAGUCUCUCUUAUCGAAAAAAAGGACUAUUUCGCCAAUUUUUCCGAGACUAUUUUCCUUAAAAACCACUGACUCUUCAAAUAAUCAACCAAACCAGCGAUGAAUCAACUAUUUACCCAAGAUUUCAUUUCCGCUCAAACUAUAUUCAUUUCCACUUGAAAGGCUCGAAAAUACUGUAAUCAAGGUCAAAAACAUUAUUUACUCACUACCUUGUACUUUCCACACAUUUAUGUGAAAAAAUAGCAUAAAUUUGAAAAUUAUUGAAAAAAUAUGUCUUGCAGAAUCUUUGGAACGAUAAAGCCGUGAAGGAGAUUUACGAGCAGAAACGAUUGGAAUGUCAUCUCCAUGAAAGCAGUCAAUUGUGAGUAAAGUGUUUGGUUGCAGAAUAAAAACUAACCACUAAAAUAGUCACUUUCAGAGCUCAAGUUUUGAAAAAUUAAAACUGUAAGUGGUCACUUCUGAAGUCAAAAACGAUUUUUCAGGAGUCUUUUAUUAAUAGUGAUCCCUCAAAAUGAGUUUCUCAUUUUCUAAAUUUUUAGAAAAAAAAUUUCAAUGAAAUUCAUAGGAUUUUUAAACUUCGAGGAAUCACUAAAAAGGGUCGAAAUGAAUCUUUAGAAAUAACUUUUCUCGAGAAAAAUCUUUAAUCUGUGUUCUACUCAGAUAAUAUCAUCUUUUCCUAAAUUGAACAUUUUCAGCUUCUUCGAAAGCAUUGAGAGAAUCGCCAAUCCUAACUACAAACCAACGGAAAUGGACAUUUUACUGACACGAACUAAAACGACGGGAAUCGUCGAAGUCUCGUUUGUUAUUAAAAAAGUUCAUUUCCGGUAAGUUAUUAUCCAUAUUGACUCUCUUGAAAAAAAUACAAGAUUCGUGUAAAAAAAUACCAUUAAAUUGAGUUUAAAAAGGUCAAUGCUAGCGUAUCAAUACAAAGAAAAUAAAAAAAGAGUAAACUCACUUAAAUUUUACAAAUCUCAUAUUGACAUUGAAAAGUUUAUUAAUUUUAUUUUUCAUUUAGUUAUUGUAAGUAUAAUAUCGGUAACUAAUACUCUAUCAAAUUAUAACCCUCCUAAAAAAAUCAAAGUAACAAUUUGAACAAUGAUCGUGCCCAGAAAACAAUAAUCAAAACCCUUUUUUCUGGUUACUAAUAACUUCCGCCAAGAGCUCUCAAAGCCCAAUAAUCGUCAUUUCCUCGAGUAAUGUCGGGAAAAGAGCUGUUUGCCAGAACUUUAACUUUGUAAAAGUAAAAGAAAAUAAUGACGAAAAAACCUCUUGCAGUGUUUUCGACGUCGGCGGUCAACGAUCGGAGCGCAAAAAAUGGAUUCAUUGCUUUGAAGACGUUAAUGCCAUAAUUUUUAUCGCCGCCGUGAGCGAGUACGACGAAGUUCUCUUCGAGGACGAAACAACGGUAACAUUCUGAAUAAAAAGAAACUACACAUUUUUUUCUUUAUAAAUAAGUUCACAUUAUGCCACAAAAACCACAUCUUUUUUUGAAUACCUUAAGAGCCCGAAAACCAUUAGAAAACUAAUAUACAGCAAAAUUUUUCGAACAAAAAAAUGAAGAAAAAAAUGAAAAAAAUUCUGAUAUUUUUGAAAAAAAUUCCCUCUUCGCCACAGGGCGCACUUCUGCUUUUAAUUUUUUUUUUUUGUUGGAUUUUUUUCCUGUUUCGUCUGAUUUUUCAUUUUUCCGUUGAUAUAGAUUGUUUGAAGUUUUUUGCUAAUGCUUUUGAAGGCGCACAGAUCUUGAAAAACUCGAAAGAGCACUAAAAAAUCGUCUCUUUGAGACAUCAAUUGAAUUUGAUCAUUUUGAACUCGCCGAGGCGGAACAUUUCCUGCAAAACUACGUUCUCGCAAGUAAAUGUAUUAAAUUUCCCUAGACACAUUCAAACUUGUUUUUUUCUCACUGUUGGCAAAAAUUCACAUGCAAUUAAGCCUGAGAAAUUCUUUAAAUUGUAGCGCUUGCACUUAUUUUCUCCUGAUUAAACCAAAAAUAAUGUCACCUGCCGAUCCUGAUUCUAAUUUACCCGAAAACAUUAGUGCAACGAUAGGAGAAAAUACAUUCUAUAAAGGAUUUACUUUCGGAGAAAAGAAACUUUGAAUUUCAGAAUCGAAUGAUCGAGUCGAUGCGGCUCUUUGAAUCGAUUUGCAACUCGCGCUGGUUCCACAACACAUCAAUUAUUUUAUUCCUGAAUAAAAAGGAUUUGUUCGCGGAGAAAAUAAAGAGGGUCAACAUAACGACAGCUUUCCCUGAAUAUCGAGGUUAAUUUUUUUCUCGUUUCGAAAAAACUAACUUUCAAAAUUUCAGGACCACAGACCUAUGACGACGCCGUCAAAUACAUUAAGCACAAAUUUGAGAAUUUGUCAAAUAAUCCGAAAAAGAACAUGUUCGUACAUGAAACGUGCGCCACGGACACGGAUCAGGUGCAAAAAAUUCUCGAUUCUGUUAUUUCCAUGAUUAUCCAGCAGAACUUACACAAGUCUGGAUUGUACUGA
Caenorhabditis auriculariae is the source of this 3673-nucleotide messenger RNA. The record is from the annotation of a GenBank genome assembly. NCBI's taxonomy places the organism in Eukaryota, Metazoa, Nematoda, Chromadorea, Rhabditida, Rhabditidae.